This is a messenger RNA of Lucilia cuprina (Australian sheep blowfly), 2559 nucleotides long. RefSeq names its product eukaryotic translation initiation factor 4E transporter-like. The transcript has 3 exons. The record is from RefSeq and is a predicted model, not a curated record. Gene Ontology annotation, molecular function: mRNA binding. Gene Ontology annotation, biological process: negative regulation of translation. NCBI's taxonomy places the organism in Eukaryota, Metazoa, Arthropoda, Insecta, Diptera, Calliphoridae. Bases 35 to 805 code for a protein of 256 amino acids. Gene Ontology annotation, cellular component: nucleus; cytoplasm.
AAAAAUUUAAUUUUUUCAGAUUCAUGGCCAACAAAUGUCCUAUCAGCUUGGAAACCAACCCAGAAUGAUACUUGGUGGGGGAAAUUUUCAGUAUAUGCACCAACAACAACAAAUUGCUCCAGCUGCAAAUGGUAGUCCACAAAUGUCUCCUCAACAAAAAUCUCAAAUACGCAAUCAACCACCAGGAUCUUUAAAAUGGCCACUUAUUACACAUUCAACAGUGGAAUCAAAUCAUCCUCUACAUAAUAACAUUCCUAACAAGCCAAUGGGACGACCAAUUCUAAAAGGACCGGGACCUAUUCAGCCACACAAUGCACAUAAUCCACUAGGACAAAAUCAUGCGAAUGUAAAUCAAAAUUCACAACCCAAUCAAACAGUGGUGUCUAUGCAAAAAUAUCCAACGAUGCAACAACCAAGACAAAUCGUUGGUCAACAGUUUUCAAGUCAUAUAAUUCAACAAAUACCAACAUCUCAACAAAACAAUAUGCAACAGCAGCAGCUAUUUCAACAACGAUCAGUUGUAAUGCAACGUCAGCAAAUUCAACAAAAUGACUUGGGGAAUCAUGCACCUCUACCACCACCUCACCAUGCAGCUUGCAAUGAUAACAAUUCAGUUACAAAUUUAAAUUACCAACGUGAAGGUGGCUUAUCGCCAACCAGUAAUCAAUUAGCCCAAUGGUUUUCGCCAGAAUUACUUGCACAGGCAUCAGCAGGAAAACUGCCAUUAUUAAAUAUGAAUCAGGCGCUAAGUUUAGAAGAAUUUGAAAGAAGCAUACAACAUUCCUCAACUGCUGUAAACAAUUGAAUAUAAAUAUUUACUUUAAAUACAACCUAUAUUAUUAAAAUUAUGUAAUUGUAAACCAUAUGUAUGUAUGAUGUUAAAAGAUCGAUUAUUAUUAUUAUUAUUAUUAUUAUUAUUAUUAUUAUUAUUAUUAUUAUUGAUAAACUAUUAUGAUAUACGUACUCAAUUAAAAAAAAAACACAAGUUUUAUACAAAAUAUGUUUUAGUAAAAAAUGUCAAAACGUUUGUCCGUUAAUUAAUUUAUUUUACUGUACAACAUCAUUAUGUCUGACCGUUUUAUAGAAACAUUUACUUAGAGUUAAAGUUCCGACCAUCUACAUACUUCUGCUGUUUAAAUUAUAAGAAAUUGUAAACAACUUGCUAAAUGUUUCUUCUGAAUGUGACAUUAAGAGAUUAAUUAUUUUAUGUCUUUAAAAUGAUGGAAUGAAAUAUUGACUCAAAUUUAGAAAAUAAAGAAAUUAAGGGAAAAGAUAAUAAUAUUUGGGAAGUUAAUUUGAAAUUCUUUUUAAAGGAUGUCCUCACCGUAAAUAAUUACAUUACGCAAAAAGUUCUUCAGUGAUGACUACAUAAAAAUACACAUACUCCACAUAACUUUGUCGCAAGAUUGUAUUAAUGUAUAUUAAAUAAAAUACCCUGGGGUAUAUAUUUUUGAAAUGAAGAUUGAAAAUCAACAUUGUCCCAAAAAAAAUAGUGCCAAAAGUUCCUCAGUGAUGUACACAUAAAAGCACAUAUAACAGUCGCACCAACUCCGCAUCAAUUUGUCGCUUCAUCGUAGUUAUUUCUCAAGGGGCGUAGUCCUGAGAAUGACAAAAGUAAAAAUCGUAAAUUAUUGCAACCAAAAAAAAAAAACAUGUGUAUAUAUCGCGAAACACAAAGCGCACAAUCAUAUUCUGCAUGCUCAUACCAACAUCAAUUCAAAUAAAUAUACGUAUAAUCGGCAUUUAGUUUUGUUGUAUAUUCAUACAUUUUAAAUUUCCUAUUCAACAUGUUGUAAGUAAGAAAUGUACUUGUUUUAUUCAAUUAUUAUACGUACAUAUAUUUAUUUGCAAAAUUUCACCAAGGCAACGGUUAAUAAUAAAAAAAAAAUAAUGAAAUUAUGUGUCAACUUGUUUUUUCUCUUAUUAAAUAAGAUAUUAAAAUUAACUAAAUAUUACUAAUUUUAAUAAAUAUUAAAUACAAAAGAUAAAAAAAUAUCUGUUUAUACUAGGAUUGUUGUUGUAAAUCUGUUUAUACUAGGAUUGUUGCGAAUGCCAGUUUAGCGAAAGCGAAAAAUAAAUUAAAUUUUUUCAAAAGCAAAAAGUUUAAUUCAAAUAAUUUUAACAGAAAAUUGACAAGUAUGAAUGUAUAGUCGGGCAUAGAAGACCAUAUGAUAACCUACAACAGUCAGUACGUUAGAAAUUUGGAUUAUUAAAGCAUUGAUUUGUUUUUUUUAACUUUAUUCCAGAAUAUUUUUACUUAUUUUUUAUAAAAAAAGAAAAAAGUAUGAAGGUAUAGUAGGUCAUAGAAGACCAUAUGAUACCUUACAACAGUCAGUAUGUUAGAAAUAUGGAUUAUUAAAAAAAAAAAACUUUGAUAUUUUUACUUAUUAAAAAAAAUUUCAAGUGCGCUCAUAGGGGAGUAGGGGUAAAUAUGGGUCUAUCAUUAUGAAUGUUGGUUACGUCUAUUUUUAAGUUAUUUAUAUUUAAUAUAUAUUUAUUUAUUUUAACAUAUUCAUUUAUAUUAUCAAAUUUCACUAAUAAACGCUAAUAACAUUUUAA